ACGGCAUGGCGUCGUCCAAGUCGUGUGUCAUCGUUGAUUACAGAUCUGGCAAGAUGAAUAAGCGUCGUAGAACUUCAUCUGUUGCAAGUCGUGGCACAGAGGAUGAUGGAGAAGACUUACCGCCUGAACCAACAAAAAGGCGAAAAAAAUUGGAUCCUAGUGACUUGUGCCAACAAUUGUAUGAUGUUCUUCGUAAUCAAAAGAAAGAAGAUGGAACGUUAUUAUGUGAUGCAUUUAUACGUGUGCCUAAACGUAGACAAGAACCAGGUUAUUAUGAAGUAGUAUCAAAUCCAAUAGAUCUCCUGAAAGUUCAACAAAAAUUAAAAACCGAUGAAUAUCGUGAUAUGGAUGAUUUGGCUGCAGAUAUUCAACUCAUGGUCAACAAUGCCAAAGCUUUUUAUAUGCGUACAUCUCCAGAGUACAAAGAUGCCACUGAACUUUGGGAACUAUGUACGAACACCAAAAAUCGUAUUAUGGAAGAAUAUGAAGAUCCAGAGCCUAAAGGGAAAUUAAUAUUAAAAGUUGGUAGAUUGGCACGUAAAGCUACCUUAAAGCAAGACGACGCAGAAGAUACCUCUGAAAGUUCUACAAAUCCUGAUGAAGAAACUAUGCAACAAUUUGAAGAUUUAUUUGCAGCAGUUAUGACAGCUACAGAUCCUACUGACAAUAAUAGGCCAUUGCAUACAAUGUUUCAAUUAAAACCGUCUAAAAAGUUGUAUCCAGAAUAUUAUGAUGUAAUCGAAACACCAGUGGAUUUAAAAACUGUUGCAAGAAAAAUUCAAGAAGGUGCAUAUAACGGAAUUGGAGAUAUGGAAAAGGAUUUAAUGUUAAUGUGUAGAAAUGCGUGUCAUUUUAAUGAGCCGGGUUCGCAAAUUUACAAGGAUGCUAAACUUUUAAAGAAAAUUAUUACAACAGCUGCAAAGAGACAAGAUACCGGAUUGGGAAAUAAUAGUAUAAAAAUUGCAAGUACAGCACCUUCAACGCGAAGUAAAAGAGGAAGUCGUACAAUGGCUCAAUCAUUGAUAGCACAAACAGCAUUAUUACCAGAUGAAGAUGAAGAAAGUGAUGACGAAGAAGAGGAAUCUCCAGAAACAGAAGAAGCAGAUAAUCCACAAUGGCAACUAUUUCAAACUAUUAGAACGGCUCCUAAUAAUCAAGGUGUUCGAAUGAGUGAAUAUUUUUGGAAAUUACCAUCGAAACGAUUAUAUCCUGAUUAUUAUAAGAUGAUUAAAAAUCCUAUAUCUCUAUUACAAAUUCGUACAAAAAUAAAGAAAGGCGAAUAUGGUACUGUAAGUGAAGUUGCGGGUGAUAUGAACAUAAUGUUUGAAAAUGCUAAGAAAUAUAAUAUUCAUACUUCUAGACUAUACAAGUGUGCUGUAAAAUUACAAAAAAUAAUGCAAGAAAAAGUACAAGAAUUAUUAGAGUUUGAUCAGGUAAAUGAAAGUUAUUAUAAGGAUUCAGAUUCAGAUAGCGAAUCUGAAAAUAGUUCGCAACAGCCAAAGCUUAUUAAACGAGCAUCUAAUCUUUUAACUCGGGGAAAAUACAAGGAUAAUAUACCAUUGAAAAAGCGUUUAUAUGCUUUAGUUAAAUGUGUCAUAGAAUACGUUUGCGAAGAUGGUGGUCGACAACCAAUGUUGAUGUUUAUGGAGAAACCUUCAAAAAAAUUAUAUCCAGAUUAUUAUCAAGUAAUAGCAGAACCUAUAGAUAUGUUAGCCAUUGAGGCUAAUAUAAAAGCAGAAAAGUAUCAAAAUGAAAAUGAAUUGAUUCAAGACUUUAAGUUAAUGUUUAAUAAUUGUCGUCAGUAUAAUGAGGAAGGUUCUUUAAUAUAUGAGGAUGCAAAUACAUUAGAAAAAGUUUUAAUGGAUAAGGUAAAAGAGUUAGGUCCUUUACCUGAAUUAAUUAAACCUAAAUCAACAGCUUCUACGCCUACUAGGAACGUUGGGAGACCAAAGAAGGUAGUACCGUUACAUUUACAAAAAUUACGAACUAUGUAUGACACUAUAAAAGAUUACCAUGAUGCAAAAGGGAGACAAUUGUCUCUUAUUUUUAUGAAACUGCCAAAUAAAAAUGAAUAUCCAGAUUAUUAUGAAGUUAUUAAACAACCAAUGAACAUGGAAAAAAUAGCAUCAAGUUUAAAAAAUAAUGGAUAUGAUAGUCUGGAUGAAUUGGUGUCAGAUUUUAUAUUAAUGUUUGAUAAUGCUUGCAAAUACAAUGAACCUGAUUCUCAAAUAUAUAAGGAUGCUUUAAUUCUCCAACGACUAGUAUUACAAACUAAAUUACAAUUGAGUGAAGACGAUGAAAGUGUACCGGACGUAUCUGCGGCGAUUCAAGAAAUAUUAGCUACGAUAUUUACAGCUCUUUAUAAUCAUCAAGAUGAAGAAGGAAGAUGUUAUUCAGAUUCUAUGGCCGAACUUCCAGAACAUGAUAUUAUAGAGGGAAAAAAAAUACGAGGUUUAUCGUUGGAUUUAAUUAAAAGAAGAUUAGAUAGAGGUGUUUAUAAAAGGUUGGAUCGAUUUCAAGAAGACGUAUUCAUAUGUUUAGAACGAGCACGAAGACUCUCACGUACAGAUUCUCAACCAUUUGAGGAUAGCGUUGAAUUACAAGCAUUUUUUCUUCGAACACGUGAUGAAAUAACACGCGGAGGAGAUUUGUUACAUUCCCCAUCAUUAAACUAUACACUUCUUGAUCUUUCUGCACAAGUAGCAGAAUUGAAACGUGUUAAACAUCAACAAGAAUUAACCAUGCCUAAUGAAGAUGAAAGUUGUGAUGGGAAUGAAACUAAAGAUUCUGAAACAAAUACCAAUACAGAGGGUAAUCAUAACGAUGGUGGAGGAUCUAUGAGUUUUAAUCAAGAAGUAUAUAGAGCUGGUGAUUUUGCUUAUAUAGAACCAACUGAAAGAGGGAUGGAAUAUAGCGUGGUAUUAAUAGAACGUCUUUGGACCAAUACAGAAGGACAACAAAUGUUAUAUGGGAAUUUAUUCUAUAGGCCGAGUGAAACCUAUCAUGUUGCAUCUAGAAAAUUUCUUGAUAAAGAAUUAUUUAAAAGCGAUGCUCAUGUUGCAGUGCCAUUAAUUAAAGUAGCAGGCAGAUGUUGUGUAUUAAGUGUAAAAGAUUAUUUUAGAAUGCAACCAGAAGGAUUUUUGGAAAAAGACGUAUAUGUAUGCGAAUCUAGGUAUUCUACAAAGGCAAGAGCUUUUAAAAAAAUCAAAGUAUGGAAUUUUGAUCCAGAUCAUUUAAAAUUAAUCCCACGAGAAAAGCCUUUAGAACCAAAACGUGUUAUUUCCGUGUAUAAAGAAAGAUUGGAAAAGCAUAAAGAAGAAAUUGCUGAAUUAGAAGAGGGAGAGAAAUUAACAGAAAAAGAAAGGCCUAAUGUGAUAUUAUACAAUCCAGAUGAUACUGAAAAUACAUAUUAUGAACAAUAUAAUACGUGUGCCGGAUCUGUAAAAACUGGAGAUUUUGUUUAUGUGGCAACAGAUGGUGGCAGACAACAAAUAGCUCAAGUUGAUGCAAUAUGGGCAACGAAAGAUGGAAAAUGUUAUUUUAAAGGUCCUUGGUUAUUAAUGCCAGGAGAAGUUCCACAUGCGCCUACUAAAUUAUUUUAUAAACAAGAAUUAUUCCUAUCUACAGUCGAUGGUACCCACCCUAUUGUUGCAAUUGUUGGAAAAUGUGCCGUCCUCGAUUAUGGAGAAUAUAUAUGCAGUCGACCAACAGAAAUUCCAGAAGAUGAUAUAUAUAUUUGUGAAUCUCUUUAUGAUGAAAGUAAAAAUUUAAUGAAGAAACUAAAUCAAGAAGGAUUAAAAAAAUUUAAUCAUAGUGCUACCGUUACAGAAGAUGAAAUUUAUUUCUUCCGGAGACCAAUUAAUCCUGCUAAAGUUCCGGGUGACGUGGCUCAGACGCAAAAUCAAGUCAAGUCCGUCACGCCCAGUUCAGCUCAGUUUGAAAUGGAAGCAUCGCCAUUGUUACCGAAGCUGGAACCUGAUGUACUAGGCAUGGGAGUAGGAUUAGGAGUGGGAGUAGGAGUAGGAGUUGGGGAGGACAGCAUGGAUGCUGGUGGUCCACCAUCCGUUGGAUCUACUGAAGCUCAACCGGUGCUCUCCAAUAUUCAGACACCUGUAUCAUCUAAAAAGAAAACGGCGGGUAAAAAAUUAGUUACGGGCUAUAUUUUAUAUUCAAGUAAAAUGCGAACGCAGAUUACGCAAAACAAUCCUGAGUCAUCCUUUGGAGAGAUUAGCAGAAUAGUUGGCAAUGAGUGGAGAAAAUUACCAGCAGGAGAGAAACAAGCUUGGGAAGAAAGAGCUAUUAAAAUGAAUGAAGAUGGAGGACAAUUAAAAGGAUCAUCUAUUACAGUUGGAUCAAAUGCUUUACAAGAUGUAGUAUAUGAAUGUUGUUGGGACAACUGUGAUUGGCAAUUUGAAGAUAUGACUGAUUGCAUUGAUCAUUGUAUCGCUGAACAAAAUGGACAUGUACAAUCAUCUUUUACAAAUGCUGCUCCUGAUGUUGAUUUUCAAUGUCAAUGGCGUGGUUGUGGUCGUACUAAAAAAUCUGUACCACCAUUUCCGAGUGUACAGAGACUUGCAAGACACGUUAAAGAGGUGCAUAUUCUUAAAGCAAAUGGACGUAUCAUCCCACCGUCCGAAAGGAGCAAAAACUACAUGGCUUCGAAAGGUCCUACGAUACUUCCACCAAUGGAAACAGAAACAUCGGCUGCAGCAACACAAACCAGUAAUAUACCAGCUACCAAACAGCCUGAACCAAUGUUCGUUGCUGUUCCUCCAAGACCGAGUAGAGUAUUACAUUCGGAUGCAUAUUUACGGUAUAUUGAAGGACUAAAUGUAGAAAACCGGUACAUAUCAAAUUGGGAUAAACAAAUGAAUGCUACUCCUGAAAAUACCCAAAUUCCUGAUAUAACAAAAUUACCUGCUGAAUGGUUGGGCAAUGGUGUGGGCAACCAUGGAAAUGUGGUGAAUGCCUUAUGGACACUCAGAAAUAUGAUGAUGCGGGAUGUGUUAGCUAUCAAUAAAACUUUAUAGUUUAUAAAUCGUUAAGAUCUGUAAUUUUUAACAACUCGAUGCUACCUUAACUACAGUUUAUAGAUCCGUCGAUGCUACCUUAACUACAGUUAAUAGGUCCGUCGAUGCUAGAUGAAAGACUGACAAGCGCGGAUGGUUUCAAUAAUACUAUAUUUAUGUAUUAUGAUUUCCUGAUUAAUUUUUUCAUUACUAUUUAAGAGUAUUUAAUUUUUCUUUUGAAAAUUUUAAAUAAUAUGUCUUAUUGCCAUAGCUAUAAAAUGAAAUUUUACACUUAUACAAAUAUUUUUAAUCUAUUAUGCAUUACCAUAGAAAUUUUUAUAUUAGGUAAUGCUUGGAUUAGCCAAAUGUACUUUUUUACACAGAGAUAAUAAGAUUUGACAAAUAUUUCUCUUUGCACUAUUUAAAACAAAAACAAGGGGCAUAGACUAUAGAGAACUUCCUAUAAAAAAAAAAAAAAGAAAAAAAAAAUAAUAUUUUAUGUAAAUAUUUUGCUAAGUUUUAUUUUUUACUUCUCAUGAAUAAGAUCUUGUAUUUUCUGUAUCACACGCUAUAAAACUACAACUUGAGAAGUA
This is a messenger RNA of Vespa crabro (European hornet), 5602 nucleotides long. It is a transcript of the gene polybromo, whose product is annotated as protein polybromo-1. The coding region runs from base 6 to 5030 and encodes 1674 amino acids. Gene Ontology annotation, cellular component: RSC-type complex. The transcript has 27 exons. Gene Ontology annotation, biological process: chromatin remodeling. Gene Ontology annotation, molecular function: protein binding; chromatin binding. NCBI's taxonomy places the organism in Eukaryota, Metazoa, Arthropoda, Insecta, Hymenoptera, Vespidae. The record is from RefSeq and is a predicted model, not a curated record.